CGCCACGAGUUUUUGUCGUUCGGGCUUCUCCUACCGCUCGCCUAACCAGAAACCAAAACGUUUUUUCUCCGGCGAAAUUAACGGUCCCCUGCCUGAUUCCGACCGCCGUAUCGAAGCCCGAUGGAGAAUCAGCCCUUGUCUUCUUCCCCUCUCUCCCCCUACGAGCUUCUCGUCCAAGCUCUCUCCCUCCUCCCCGUUCGUCAUUACGUCUUCGCAGUCCUCGUGGCCUGGAUCGUCCUCCUAUACUACUUCCUGGAGUUCCAUUUCUUCGAGGAUUUGAUUCUGGGGCACUUCACCGGCCGCGUGAAUCUGACGUGCAGUCCCGAUUCCCCUGUUUACAAUGGCGUCGUCUCCCGGUGCAAAAUCCUUCACGGCCGGUAUGCGGCGACGCCAUGGCUCUCGAGUCCUCAUAUUCAGACAUGUUUCCUCAAUUUCUUCGGAAUGCCUCCGGUUUUCAACUACAGGAGACAGAUAUUUCGUGCUUCUGACGGAGGAACAAUUGCAUUGGAUUGGCUGAUGAGCUCUGAUGUUGUGGAUGGUUCUGUUCAUAAGCAUAACGAAAUCAGACAGGAUGAUACAACAGCUAUUGCUGUCGUGGUUCCUGGUUUGACGAGCGAUUCCUCAUCUGCCUAUCUAAAACACCUUGCCUACAGCACAGCAAAGGCUGGUUGGAAUGUUGUUGUUAGCAACCACCGAGGACUGGGUGGUGUCUCAGUAACUUCUGAUUGCUUCUACAACGCUGGAUGGACAGAAGAUAUACGGGUAGUUGUCGAUUAUCUCCAUCACGAAUAUCCGAUGGCUCCUCUGUUUGCAGUUGGAACCAGCAUUGGUGCAAAUAUUCUGGUCAAAUACCUUGGGGAGGAGGGUGAGAGGACUCCUAUAGCCGGUGCUGUCGCUAUUUGCUCUCCUUGGGAUCUCUUGAUAGGUGACAGAUUCAUAUGCCGGAAGCUGAUACAAAAGCUCUAUGAUAGAGCUCUCGCUAUUGGACUCCAAGGUUACGCCCAAUUACAUGAACCUCAAUAUUCACGGCUUGCUAACUGGGAUGGCAUAAAAAAGUCACGUUCAAUCCGGGAUUUUGACUACCAUGCAACCUGCCAUGUUGGGAAAUUCGAGACAGUGGAUACGUAUUACCGGCGGUCUAGCAGCGCCCAAUAUGUGAGCAGUGUGUCAAUUCCGCUUCUCUGUAUAAGUGCUCUGGAUGAUCCAUUAUGCACGAGGGAAGCUAUUCCCUGGGACGAAUGCCGGGCAAAUGAAAAUGUUGUCUUGGCUACAACAAAGCAUGGAGGGCACCUCGCUUUCUUUGAAGGAUUCACGGGCUCCGGCUUGUGGUGGGUUAGGGCUGCCAAUGAGUUUCUUAGUGUACUAAGCCGUAGUCGUUAUAUGCAUGCGCCGAAGAAGAUUCAAGAGACGGCCGUACAAUCGACACAGGAACCCUCCAUUAACCAAGGUCCGUACGUAAAUGUCGCAGAAGACGGACUGGUCGCUGCAGUGACCUACGAGCAAGACGAUGAUACGGAACAGAUGGAAGCAAAUCACUUGUCCGAAUCCAGACGGAAGCCUGAGGUUGUUCUGUUCUUCAACGAACUGGCUAGAUUGGGAGGACGAUCUAGGUGGCCGAUUGGGUGCAUGGCUCUGGUCACUGGUUUCCCGUUACUAGGGCUCGCUCUGAGUUACGUGUUCGGCAAGAAACGAAGAUCUGCCACCAAGUAAUAACAACUACAAGGCCAUUGCGAUUCAAAUGGUACAGGUUUCUCCGUACAAACGCUAGUUAUUGAAGACAUUACCUUAUAUAUGCAUAUACGUACAUAUAUAUAUAUAUAGUAUUUCUUUGGGUAAGGAACGAUCGUGUUGUGGUCGUAAUUUUAUAUGUUGUGAUUUUACAUUUGUUAAUGUGUAUGUAAUAGCGUCUGGCAUACCAAAUUGUCAAGUUUUCUUUUUCAUUUUUUAUUUUAUUUGGGAUUCAAGUUG
Molecule: messenger RNA, 1968 nt
Organism: Tarenaya hassleriana
Lineage: Eukaryota; Viridiplantae; Streptophyta; Magnoliopsida; Brassicales; Cleomaceae
Product: embryogenesis-associated protein EMB8-like
Exons: 14
Coding region: 121-1710 (529 amino acids)
Molecular function (GO): monoacylglycerol lipase activity; short-chain carboxylesterase activity
Source: RefSeq, a predicted model, not a curated record